AUGGAUCCGAUAAAUCUCGCGGCGAUUGUGAAGCCCGAUUUAAUGCUCUUAGCGGAAGAGCUGGGUGUUAAAGUGGUCAAGGCCAUGAGAAAGCCCGAGAUUAUCAAGGCCAUUGAAGAUUGUGGCGCGGGCGCCGACGAAAUUUCCGAGUGUUGGAGCGAGGUGCAGAAGAGACGAAGGGAAGCGGAACUUCGCGCCGCCCAACGUGCCGCUCAAGAGGAGCUUCACGCGGCUCAAGAGGGGCUUCGCGUUGCUCGAGAAAAACUUGAGCUAGAAAUGCUUCAACGUAACUUUGACGCUGGUGAGGCCAUUGUGGUGGAUAACAGCUCGAAAAAGUUUGACAUGCGAGCCCUUUUGCAACCUUUUCGCGUCGGCGGAGACAUGGGUCUCUAUUUAGUAAAUUUCGAACGGGUUUGCGUUAAGAUGGGUCUUGUAGAGUCGAGCUGGCCUCAAAGGCUCUUGAGUUUACUGCCAGCGGAGGUGGCCGACGUUUUGGCCCGACUAGAUCCUACAGCAGCCGAUGACUACGCGUCCGUAAAGUCUUGCCUGCUUAGGAAGUUCAGGUUGUCGCCUGAAGCUUUUCGACAGAAAUUUCGAGAGACAAGGAAAGGACCGGAUGAAAGUUACGCGGCGUUCGCUUAUAAGCUUAAAGGCUUUCUGGAAAGUUGGCUCCGUGGUGUCAACUCUUACGAGGAUCGUGAAAAGGUGCUGGAGCAGAUAGCACUAGAGCAGUUUCUCUCCUGUAUUCCGACAGGUCUAAAGGAGUGGAUUCAGGAUAGACCGGAAGUAGAAACGGUGCGAAAAGCUGCAGAUUACGCGGAUGAGUACUGCUCUAGGCACGGGAAGAAAGUUGUUGAAGAAAACCGUAGCUCAAACCGUUUCUACGAACGAUGCGGACCUCGCACGUUCGUGAAGAAAGGCGCCGAAAAGUGCAAAGAGAGUGAAGUACCGACAAAGGGAGUGUCUGAUUCAGACGAAAAGAAACGUAAAAUGAAGGCGUUCGAGGAGCGUAAACCAAUAGUGUGCUACAGGUGUAAACAGCCUGGUCAUGUCGCUUCUGGUUGCCGCGUCCCUAAAGUUGCUCCCGUUAACUUGUGUCUGGGAGAAGCGGAGGACCUACUCAGGCCGUAUCUGUAUGACAUGAAAGUAAAUGGUAAAUUCUGCAAAGGUUUACGAGAUACCGGCGCCACGUAUGAUCUGGUACACUCUUCGCUAGUGGAGCAAGAACAUUUUACAGGCGACUGUGUGUGGAUCCGUCAGGCCUUGGAAAAUCGGGCAGUUAGUCUGCCCGUAGCUAAGGUAAAACUAAACGGACCUUUCGGAGUAGUGGAAACGGAAGCAGUUGUUUCUGACGGAGUGCUUCCAAACUGUCCGUACAUACUGUCAAACAGAACUGCAAGGCAAUUGAGCGAGUCGGGUAUACCGCUUGACAUGAAUCCUGUUCUAGUCGUCACGCGCUCAAUGACAACUAGUGCAGUGCCGGAAACACUUCAGACGGAAGCGAGCGCGACGACUGGUAAAACCAGCAGCGGGCCCGAUGAAGAGCCGAACGAAGGAGCUGACAUGACCACGCUGGUUUCGCCGGAGAGCAGCAAUUUUCGUGCGCUAGCCGGUGUAGAUAAGCUUACGCUUAUCGCCGAACAGUCAUCCGACCCGAGUCUUUCAAAGUGUCGUGAUAGCGUGGGAAAAGAAAUCAAGCCGAACAUCUCCUUCGUUAUGAGCAACGGCAUUCUUUACCGUAGUUUCAAGGACAAAUCGGGGAACGAGGUAGAUCAGAUUGUCGUUCCAUCCAAGUAUAGAAUUGCAUUACUCGAGCUUGCUCACGGAGAAGGGUGGUCGGGACACCUAGGAAUCACAAAGACCAAGUGCAGGUUUUUGGCAGAAUAUUAUUGGCCGGGCUGCUUUAAGGAGGCUGAGCGAUUCGUCCGUUCUUGCGACACCUGCCAAAGAACAGGACGACCAAACGAGCGCCGAAAGGCGCCUCUCACACUAGUGCCCAUAAUCACGGAACCUUUCAAAAGGCUAUUGAUAGACGUCGUAGGACCCCUACCUACAACUAAGACGGGUUUUAGGUACCUUCUAACGAUAUUAUGCCCGGCCAGGAAGUUCCCAGAAGCCGUUCCAAUGAAAGAGCAGACAUCGGUCGAAGUAGUAGAUAACUUGCUCUCGGUCUUUUCUCGGAUCGGGUUUCCUAGUGAAAUUCAAUGUGAUCUGGGUAGCGUUUUACCAGUGCUCUAA
Ixodes scapularis (black-legged tick) is the source of this 2238-nucleotide messenger RNA. RefSeq lists its product as uncharacterized. Gene Ontology annotation, molecular function: nucleic acid binding; zinc ion binding. The record is from RefSeq and is a predicted model, not a curated record. Bases 1 to 2238 code for a protein of 745 amino acids. The transcript has a single exon. Gene Ontology annotation, biological process: DNA integration; DNA-templated transcription termination. Lineage: Eukaryota; Metazoa; Arthropoda; Arachnida; Ixodida; Ixodidae.